Messenger RNA from Macrosiphum euphorbiae (potato aphid), 327 nucleotides. The record is from the annotation of a GenBank genome assembly. Lineage: Eukaryota; Metazoa; Arthropoda; Insecta; Hemiptera; Aphididae.
AUGGAAAGAUUUGAUGGGAUAAUGGUUGAUAAGGGAUUUUUAAUUGAUGAUUUGUGUUUAGAAAAACAAAUUGAUUUAAUUCGACCUCCUUUCCUAAAAAAUAAAAUACAGUUUUCUAAAGCUGAGGCACUUUUAAAUAAAGAUAUAGCUAGUGCUCGUGUACACAUUGAGAGAAUUAACCAGCGCAUAAAAUCAUUUAAAAUUUUUCAAUCUAAAUUUUCAUGGUCUCGUAAUUAUUUAGCAAAUGAUAUUAUGAUUAUUAUUUGUGGAAUGUGCAACUUAAGCUCCUCAAUUUUUGAAAGUGAUAAAUUUAAUGUACCUAUAUGA